This is a messenger RNA of Aspergillus novofumigatus IBT 16806, 705 nucleotides long. RefSeq lists its product as uncharacterized. The record is from RefSeq and is a predicted model, not a curated record. The transcript has 3 exons. Lineage: Eukaryota; Fungi; Ascomycota; Eurotiomycetes; Eurotiales; Aspergillaceae. Bases 1 to 705 code for a protein of 234 amino acids.
AUGUCAAGCCCCGAGUCUUUGAUUCUUCGGUAUUCUGGCUCGGAAUUGACAGACGAACAGUCUUUCCACAAUCACUUAGUAGAGAAGAUCUGCGAGGCGAGAGCAACGAAAGAUGCCAUCUAUGCCGAGCUUGUUUACGACAACAUCGCUCCUUCCUGGAUGGCGAAUGUGGGGGAUGCACUUGAGCGGGCAAGAGGUGCCUUCUGCAAGAGUUAUAACACCUCUACUCUAAUCCUCCGAGUUGUAGCAAUGGCGUCACUUCUGCACAAUGUCGACCAGGUUUGGUGCCACCAAAGCGAGACUCAAUGGCUUGUCUCCGGGCAACUCACUCAGAACGAGUCCGACAUGCUGCAUACCACAGCAAAUACCAUUUAUGAAUUCCCUGACGGGCCAUUUGUUGGCAUCCACAAGGCACCCAAUGUAGCAAUCAACGUGCCAAACGCCAUCAUGCCCAGAAUUGUCGCUGAGAGUGGGUGGAGCGAAUCCCUCAAUAAACUGCGAGAAGAUGCAGGAGAAUGGCUCGUCGGAGGAAAUGGCGCUGUCCAAGCUGCCAUCAUUAUACACUGGACCCCCAACCGCACAACCCGCCGUGUCCGCGGUGUCGUGGAGCUCUACACACUAGACAGAAGUGGCAUGCCACGGCUCCAGCAACGCGAGGUGCGGGCUAUCUUCUUUAUUAAUCAUCAUCGUGUUCUAGAUAGCUAA